Messenger RNA from Gigantopelta aegis, 4458 nucleotides. RefSeq lists its product as uncharacterized. The transcript is spliced from 2 exons. The coding region runs from base 400 to 4335 and encodes 1311 amino acids. Lineage: Eukaryota; Metazoa; Mollusca; Gastropoda; Neomphalida; Peltospiridae. The record is from RefSeq and is a predicted model, not a curated record.
UUCUUACCAAGGCACAUCAGUCAUCCAUACCUCUGAAGCUGAUAAGAUGAUGAGAAAAUGAAUAUGUCAAGAACACGAUCAUGUUGAUGAACGAAAGAGCAGGCAGUCCGAGAUGAAUCGUGUAUACCAAAUUAACAAUAUUACACUACACCAGUUUCCAAUUAAUCUAGGUAAUAACCAUGCCCAGCAGUAGGGCGUAAUUGCUGACGAAAAUUAGAAGAAAAUUAUCUUCAUGCUUGGUCUUGUGUACGCCUGUUAAUAAGUAUCAACUGAUACCUACAUAGCAGAAGACUCAAAUCACCUGUCUAUAACAUACGGAUACACUAUAUUAUCCAAGUCAUUUUUGGAUUAACAAUUUAAGAGACAAAACAAGUCACCAGAGAAUACACCAACGUUACGAUGGACAAACACUGUAAACGCAAUCCAGCACAACUUAACAGUAAUCUGGAUGACGUAAUCGAGCGAAGACACAACUUAGCAUCUCCUUGUCCAGUAUAUUUUGAUUACGUGGGAAAUUCGCAGGGGAAACUAACAGAAAUUGACGAAGAGUUUUAUGAUUUUCUUCAGAUCCCUUCAGAUAUUGAAAUUAAUAUUGAAGAUUUGGAAACGGCCAGGGAUAAUUUACUUGAGCUGGAAGAAAAUGAUUUGUUUCCAGACAAACGUUUGCCUAGUAGUCCAGAUCACCAGCUUUUAACUACAGAGAGUGACGAGUCAGAAAACAUUGACAUUUCCACGUGUGAUCUACAGGGUACGGCUUACGAUGACUCGUUGUCUCAUAAAGAAGAUGCGAUAUCGGUUGCGUUAGAUAUAAAUACGUCUUUGAACACGCCAUCUAAAUGCAAAGCCUGCCUUGUGGAUUAUUUUGCGGACCAGGAGUCAUCGGAUAAAAGAAGCUUAACAAAGGCGGAUAAUGUGUCAUGUAACUCAAAUGUUUCAAAAUCAGAUACAUUAUGUAAGCUGUUACCAAUUAAAAGGACAAUUAACCCACUUUCUAUUUCAGAUAUUAGUUAUCUAACUGUAUUUUCAGAUAAACUGGACAUGGCGAUUGAAAAAAAUGAAACUCAAAUUAACACCAUCAAAUCAGCUAUUGAUUUUACUGACAAAACAGAUACAGCUGAGUGUUCAACUCCGACAAAUGCUACAUCUGUCACAAGCGUGUCUUCGUGUAAAAUGUUGAAAACACCAAUACCAUUAACAUACAUGUGCAACGGGAAGGACAGUAUUAAAGUAUUUAGUAAUUCAGACACGGCAGUUAGUAACACAUACACGGAUGGCAAAUUGCUAAGAGCUCCUAAAUCAGAAUUGGUAGGCAACAAAAACGGUGGUGCUCUGCAUGAUAGCUCACAGGGUCAAAUUUCAGAAGAAAUCUCUGAGCGAAUAUGUUGUUUGUCUAUUACUGGAAACGAUGAUGUCUCUACAUCACAGCAAAACUAUGGCCACGGUGAAGGUGAUUUCGUUGUUGUGGAUGAUGACAAUUCAUUUUACGAAGACGGAUUAUUUGAUGACAUUGUCGAGCUCACAGAACGUGAAGAAACUGACGUCGAUCAGUUGAUAGAAUUGUUUAACUCUUUUGGGAAGCAGCAAGAAAAUGAAGGAAACGAGUGUCCAAAUAAGGUUUCUGGUGCUGCAUUUGAAACUCUAAUUGUAUCAGGAGGCUCAUUUGUAGAAGACACAUCAAAUAUGUAUGAGCAACAUGUAGUAAAAGAAAUUGGCGAGUCGCUGAAUCAGGUAUCUGGUACAAAUGCUGAUUCAGUUAAUUUGCCAUCUCUGGAAUAUUUUGCCAUGCCAAGUGAUGUUUUUCAUGACAGUAUAGAAACUGAUUUGCUAAAUGCGUUUGAAAAGCAAGUAUCAGAGACUAGAGAGUCACAAAAUAUGUAUGAGCAACAUGUAGUAAAAGAAAUUUGGGAGUCGCUGAAUAAUGUAUCUGGUACAAAUGCUGAUUCAGUUAAUUUGCAAUCCCUGGAAUAUUUUGCCAUGCCAAGUGAUGUUUUUCAUGACAGUAUAGAAAAUGAUUUGGUAAAUGCUUUUGAAAAGCAAAUAUCAGAGACUAGAGAGUCACAAAAUCAUCUUUCUGAUGCCGUAGAAGACCGUUUUAACCAUUCAACAGCUGGAUAUAUCACCAUACCAAGUUGUUCCUUUGAACAAGAUACGUUCCAUGUGCAUGGUGUCAUGCACUCUAACUUGACCAAGUUCAAAUGCUUUCCACGCGAACAAGAAAAAGGAACACUUGAAAUUGAAAAGUCACAAAAACAUGUAACAGACACGUCUAAUUCUCCAACAUUAGAAAGCAUUCACAUACUAGGCGAUACCUCUGUGUACGAUAGUAUACCCACGCAGUUAAAUGAGUUGUUGGCCUCUUUUGAACAACGGGAAGAAAAGGAGUUAUCUCAAACUGAUAAAUCAUUUACACAGAGGCAACAGAAAGAAACAUUGGUGUCAGUAUCUCCACUGUCACAAAUUAUUGGUGUACGUCCAAAGCGUGUUUCUGUUGACGAAUCAGACACGUUCAACUCUUCAACAACUGAACCUGUAGUCAAACCAAAGCAUGUUUCUAUUGAUGAAUCAAAGAAGUUUAACUCUUCAACAGUUGAAUCUGUCACCAAACCAAAGCAUGUUUCUAUUGAUGAAUCAAAGAAGUUUAACUCUUCAACAGUUGAACCUGUACCCAAACCAAAGCAUGUUUCUAUUGAUGAAUCAAAGAAGUUUAACUCUUCAACAGUUGAAUCUGUCACCAAACCAAAGCAUGUUUCUAUUGAUGAAUCAGACAAGUUUAACUCUUCAACAUUUGAACCUGUACCCAAACCAAAGCAUGUUUCUAUUGAUGAAUCAAAGAAGUUUAACUCUUCAACAUUUGAACCUGUACCCAAACCAAAGCAUGUUUCUAUUAAUGAACCAGACACGUUUAACUCUUCAACAUUUGAACCUGUACCCAAACCAAAGCAUGUUUCUAUUAAUGAACCAGACACGUUUAACUCUUCAACAUUUGAACCUGUACCCAAACCAAAGCAUGUUUCUAUUGAUGAAUCAAACAAGUUCAACUCUUCAAAAUUUGAAUCUGUCGCCAAAUCAGCUGAUUUAUUAAAUGACAGUAUACCAAUUCAGAUAAAUGAACAAGGGAGAGAAAAUGAACCAUCUGGAAUUACGGAGUUGAUAAUGGGUGUUUCUGGUGCUGCAGCAGAUAUAUUUAACACUUCAGCUAUUGAAUCUCCCUCCAUAUUGGAUGAUUCACAUGGAGAAAAUACGUUGUCGACUGUUCAUGAUAGUAUACUAUGGCAGAUGAAGGAACUGUUGGAUUCGUUGGAUCAAGACGAGAUGGCAGCAUCCAGCGAGUCACCAGAGCAGAUUUGUUCCUCUGUAGCAAACACCUUUAACUCUCCAUCACCGGCAUCUCUCUCCUCACCCUGUUAUUCCUUUCAACUGGAUACGUCAAUUAUGCAUGAUAGUAUAUACAUACGCAGUCAGAUGGAUGCAUUGUUAAAGUCGUUUGAACAAGAUGACUCAUCAGUGGUGCAUAAUGAUGUACCCAAAGAAGGACAAGAAGACAUUUGUAUUGCUGAACAAAUGCCAAACAGUUUAUUUGAAAACAAUAUUUUAUCAGGGACGUGUGAUAAACCAAACGAUAGAUGUCACAAACAAAAGAGCUCAGAAUCCGAUUAUAUACAAAUUGAAUCUAUACAAAAUGAUUUACACAUGGAUAGCAUUUCACCAGAUUUGCAGCAAACAUUAAAACAGAGAUCUUUCCGGGCCAGCUCUGGUCAACUUUGUGAUAGCGAAGAGCCAGAGUGGAGCUUAAAAAUAGAUAGUGAUAUCCAAAAAUAUGCAUCAAUGUUACAACAAAAUGAACCUCCCUCGCAGUUUUAUCUGGAAUCAUUUCUCAAGAACAGUAUUCAAAGAUGUAAAAGUAAGAAUGCAGAAAAUGGCAACUGUUUAAGUCUUAAUGCUAUCGGAGAGUAUCAGAAUAUUACUAAUACUAGCAGUAGUGCUUUAGCAGUAGAACAACCAUGUCCAAAGACUGAUAGCAUGUCACUUCAGGACUUUUUUGAUAUGACUAAAAAGAUGGCAGUAAAUGAAAGUUCAUCAGAUCUCUUUGGUGGAAUUUAUGAAAGAGAACUGAGCAAUACGUCUAUAGGGGAGUUUCAUCAGCUAGAUAAAAGCAUAGCAGACAUAUCCGAUUUUGAAAUAUUUGAAACUACUCCUCAAUACCAGCAACUACCAUUUUACAGUUUUGAAGAAAAAGGUACCAGAAGGAAUUUGAAUGUGUCCUCUCGACAAACACGGCAGCAGACUACACGCCGCACAGAGCAGGAUGCUUCAAAACACAACACGCAAGUGUAAAGACAUGAAGAUACAGCCAAUUCAACUUGAGAAAACCACCUGAUGUCGCAUAUACGAAACUGGCAACAGUUGAUGUGGAUGUGGAUGUUAUGAUCCUUUGUGUGAUUAAAAACAUAAUGAGUA